Molecule: messenger RNA, 628 nt
Organism: Anopheles maculipalpis
Lineage: Eukaryota; Metazoa; Arthropoda; Insecta; Diptera; Culicidae
Gene: Mtl
Product: ras-related C3 botulinum toxin substrate 1
Exons: 3
Coding region: 31-618 (195 amino acids)
Biological process (GO): small GTPase-mediated signal transduction
Molecular function (GO): GTP binding; GTPase activity
Source: RefSeq, a predicted model, not a curated record
ACGGUGCACGGUUCCUGUUUUCCACCGAAGAUGUCAUCGGGAAGACCUAUCAAAUGUGUGGUGGUCGGUGACGGCACGGUGGGGAAAACGUGCAUGCUGAUCAGCUACACAACCGACAGCUUUCCCGGCGAAUACGUACCCACGGUCUUCGACAAUUAUUCCGCCCCAAUGGUGGUGGAUGGGGUGCAAGUAUCGCUCGGGCUGUGGGACACAGCCGGCCAGGAAGAUUACGACCGGUUAAGGCCGCUGUCCUACCCACAGACGGACGUGUUUCUCAUAUGCUACAGUGUGGCCAGCCCGUCAUCAUUCGAAAACGUUACCUCCAAGUGGUAUCCCGAGAUUAAACACCACUGCCCGGAUGCCCCCAUUAUUUUAGUUGGUACCAAAAUCGAUCUGCGAGAGGAUCGCGAAACAAUCAGCGUACUGGCCGAGCAGGGCCUAUCCGCGUUGAAGCGCGAACAGGGUCAAAAACUAGCGAAUAAGAUACGGGCGGUAAAGUAUAUGGAAUGUUCGGCACUAACCCAGCGGGGCCUCAAGCAGGUCUUUGACGAAGCGGUACGGGCCGUUCUCAGACCGGAGCCUUUGAAACGACGCCAACGAAAAUGUGUUGUGAUGUAGGUGUGUCAUC